AUGACUGGCCGUAAAAGAAACGUAGCACAAAGUGCUGCUGCUGAAAGAGAUGAAGCCUACGAAACAUUCAGAACACGUGAGAAAAAGAGGCAGGAAGAGUCCGAGACAGCUCGUAAAGUUGAAGAACUCCGGGAAGAAAACGAGAAAUUAGAGCGACAGGUGGAAUCCUUACAAAAAGAGUUGUCGUUCCUGAAGGAAAUGUUUGUUGCCUAUGCAAAUGGCAAUCGGAAGCAGAGCGAUGCCCCAACAACUUCGAAUCCACAGUGA
Cylicostephanus goldi is the source of this 267-nucleotide messenger RNA. The record is from the annotation of a GenBank genome assembly. NCBI's taxonomy places the organism in Eukaryota, Metazoa, Nematoda, Chromadorea, Rhabditida, Strongylidae.